AUGAUACCCAACAAUAAUAACAAUAAUGUAGCAUUACAAUAUUAUAAAGGAAAAACACUUGUAUUAGACUUGGAUGAAACACUCGUUCAUUCUGUUAGACUUGGUUCUGAAACGAUAACUGAAGUCAGCCCAUCUAUUAUUCACAAGACAAUUGAAGUACAAUGUGAUAAACAAUCUUUACUGUAUGAAGUCUAUAAGCGACCACAUGUAGACUUCUUUUUGAAAACUAUAAGUCAGUGGUAUAAAAUUGUAAUUUAUACUGCCUCUAUGGCAGAAUAUGCUGACCCCGUGAUUGAUUGGCUUGAUCAAGACAACAUUAUUUCACAACGUUUUUUUCGACAAUCUUGCGUUGUUAGAAACGGUAACUUUUUAAAAGAUCUUACGCUGGCCGAAAAAGAUUUGAAUAAAGUGUGCCUCAUUGAUAAUAGUCCAGUCGCAUUUGAUCUAUAUAAAGAAAACGGAAUCGCCUUACCCACUUGGAUAUCAAACCCCAACGAUGAAAGUUUACUUGACCUUUUGCCUUUUUUAGACGCUCUAAGAUUUGCUGCCGAUGUUAGAAGUAUCCUUAGACUGCAACACUGCUGA
Messenger RNA from Rhizopus microsporus ATCC 52813, 585 nucleotides. RefSeq lists its product as uncharacterized. The transcript is spliced from 4 exons. The record is from RefSeq and is a predicted model, not a curated record. Lineage: Eukaryota; Fungi; Mucoromycota; Mucoromycetes; Mucorales; Rhizopodaceae. Gene Ontology annotation, molecular function: protein serine/threonine phosphatase activity. Bases 1 to 585 code for a protein of 194 amino acids.